AUGACUUACCAAGACCUGGACUCGCUGGAGUCGCAACCUACAACGAUGCGCCGAGAUGAAGAUCCGUAUUACCGUGAUGACCCAGCAUUUGACCAACUGGCCAAAUCCCUCGGCGAGCAGUUACAACACUUGAGUAGCAAGACCUCUCGUUUAGAUGAUGAUAUUGCUCGCCUGGGUACAAAACUGGACGGCCCAAGAGUACACGAACGCAUACGCAACGUUCUCCAGGAAUCAGUGGUAGAACUCAAGAAAGCUGGAGAAGGGUUUGACAAGAUCAAUAAAUGGGAAUAUGUCAACCGCACGCAGCGAAUGACUCAGAAUAAGCUAGUGACCGAAUACAAAAGCCUCCGAGCUCAAUUCGACACCCUGAAUCGUCGAGGAGAAGAAAAACUCCGCGAAAUAUCCCAGGCCGCGCAGCGAGACUCAGAGGCCGGUAGACAACCAUAUGGCGAUGCCGAACCCCAAUUUCAAGAGCAACAGCUUCUAGAGCCCCAGUUGGCCAACCAGAGCGAGGUGGAUUUCCAGGCCUCACUGAUCGAACACCGAGAGACAGGAAUACAGGCUAUUGAGCGAGAUACGCUUCAUUUGGGAGAGCUCUUCGAGUCAUUGGCCGAGAUGGUGGCAGGACAAGGCGAAACAAUUGACAGCCUAGACCACCGUCUGGAAGAGGUGACUAGUGACACACGAGGCGCCAAUACGGAACUGCGAAGUGCCAAUCGAUACCAAAAAAACGCGCGCAGCAAGGCAUGUUGUUUGUUCAUCAUACUCGCCAUAAUACUGGCUAUAAUCGUGCUCGCAGUUGUCCUUGGAUAG
Messenger RNA from Penicillium angulare, 813 nucleotides. Its product is annotated as SNAP receptor PEP12. NCBI's taxonomy places the organism in Eukaryota, Fungi, Ascomycota, Eurotiomycetes, Eurotiales, Aspergillaceae. The transcript has 2 exons. Bases 1 to 813 code for a protein of 270 amino acids. Gene Ontology annotation, cellular component: endomembrane system; membrane; SNARE complex. The record is from RefSeq and is a predicted model, not a curated record. Gene Ontology annotation, biological process: intracellular protein transport; vesicle fusion; vesicle-mediated transport. Gene Ontology annotation, molecular function: SNAP receptor activity; SNARE binding.